This is a messenger RNA of Myxocyprinus asiaticus (Chinese sucker), 6116 nucleotides long. RefSeq names its product NADPH oxidase organizer 1a (gene noxo1a). Gene Ontology annotation, molecular function: protein binding; phosphatidylinositol binding; superoxide-generating NADPH oxidase activator activity. The record is from RefSeq and is a predicted model, not a curated record. The transcript is spliced from 8 exons. Lineage: Eukaryota; Metazoa; Chordata; Actinopteri; Cypriniformes; Catostomidae. Gene Ontology annotation, biological process: superoxide anion generation. The coding region runs from base 62 to 1507 and encodes 481 amino acids.
AGUCAUCGGCGGGAGAGCUGCAGUCAGUAUAAUACAUCUACUGGAAUAAAACCUGCUCACUAUGGUCGAAAAAAGAUUUCCCGUCAAUAUUCAGCUCGUUGGAGUGAUGCACAAAGAGGCAGCCAAAUUGUACAUGACCACUGUACUCUGGUCGGAUCAAAAUGAGAUCACUGUGUACAGGUCCCUCGAAGACUUCAAAGCCCUUCAUAGAACACUCAAGAAGAAAUUCCCUCCUUCAAACCCCAUUAGAAGGUCAGGAAGAAUCAUUCCCAAGUUUAAAGCUACAAGAGUGAGAAGAAACAUGCGGAAGUGGAGCCCCAGUAAGUCAGUGCUCAGACUGAAGGCUCUGGAGGAAUACUGCACUGAGCUGCUGCAGAGUGAUCCUUGCAUCGCACAGAGCUCAGAACUCAUCCAGUUCCUGCUUCCCAAACCCCAGGAGCUCAAUUCUGACUUCACAAAAAACAGUAUCGUGAUCAUGCCUUCGGAGACUUCUCUGGGCAGCAGUGGAGCUGGAACUACUGACAACAGUGUUACUCAACCCUUUGUUACUGAAACAUACCGCUGUGUUGCUACUUAUGAGACCAAAGACACCAAGAAUCGCCCCUUCAAGAUUGAAGUGGAUGAGAUUGUGGAUGUGCUCAUUAAGGACAAAGGAGGGUGGUGGCUGGUGGAGAAUGAAGCCAGAUGUCUUGCCUGGUUUCCUGCUCCAUAUUUAAAGAGAGCUGAGCUGGAUGAUGACGGCGGUGAUGUGAUGGAGGGUGAAAGUAUCCUCUACGUUGUUGCCAAAAGUUACAAAGCCACAAAUAGUGAUGAGAUUUCUGUCGAGAUUGGGUCUGUGGUGGAGGUGGUACAGAGAUCUGACAAUGGCUGGUGGAUAAUCAGAUACAAACGAAAAUCUGGCUAUGUACCAUCUAUGUACCUGCAACCAUACAAUAACCCACGGGUUCGCAUAACGGCCACUCAGAGGGGGAUCUUUAGCUCCACUCUUGACCUGGCGCAGCUUCGGGUUCCUGGAAACAACUUCCUGCAGGUCUCCAGUUGUGACCUCAGCAGAUCCCAGGGCAACUUAAUGGUGCCCACAGGAAGUGGCCUGAGCCCUAGAAAUAAGCAGAUGUCACGUUCAACGGGAAUACUCAUGGAUACUCGUCCAACACAUCAGGCCCCACCAUCCAUCCGUGUGGAGUUUGCCAAAAAUGGUCAGCAAAGCAGUUUGAGUGAUGAUGGGGAAGAUUUCAGCUUCAGUGAUGACAAUAGCUCCUCUGAAAGUGAUUCACUAAAUCGCUCGGACGCAGAAGAGCAUUUUCGCCGUAGUCGUACCCCUACGCCUAUCUCUUCUGGAGGCCUGGCCCCUGAUAGUGCCACCAAAGGCAAGAUGACAGCCAGUAGAUCAGACCCCAGCCUCAACAAGAUGCCCAGUACCCCCAAAGUCCCACCCAGACCCCAAGCUCAGGAGAUAAUCAAACACUGCAGCACUGUCACUCGCAAAAACUUACAAAGAACCAGUUAGGUCACCUCUGUAUCAGAAAAUAGCUAGACUGUUUUGAUUUUUAUCUCCUUGGCAAGAAAUCAUAUCUAUUUGCUGAUGUGAAGCAUUCCAGGUUAUAUGUUACAGGAGAAUGUUACAGACUUGCAGUCCAGCAUAAAAUAACAAAAACCAAGAACAAGUGUUACUUAUUUUUAUUAAUUUUGAUGCAUUGCAGAAACACUUGGGUGAUGUUAACGUGAUCAUUUGAAGAAUAAAGUAGAGGGAUGCAAUACAAAAUGCACUUUUUUCCCCCCACUUUCACUUAAAGCUUAUUAUAUUACAUUUUGUAAAGCUGCUCUGUUACAAUUUAUAUAGUUUAAUGCAUUUUUAGUAAAUUAACGUUGAGGUAUUACUGUUUGGAUCAGAUGAAGGAAAAUUAAUGAUAGACAAUACAUACACAUUGAUUCAAUUUUCUUAUUUUUCUUACCAUGUUAUGAAAAUCUCUGAUUUGUGUCGUGUAUUUUUUUUUUCUUCUUUGAACAAUAACUCUUUCCACACUGGAAAAUAUCUAUUGUGCCUUAUAUGCAUUCAUUGUAUACCUUUGAAUAUUGUGCACUCCUCAGAGUUGACAUUGUUGUACAGCUUCCUCACGGUCUGUAAUGUGUGUGUAAAAUAUAAAUUUAAAUAAAAUGGUCUUCCUAAAUACUGUGACAUACUCCAUGUGCCUCUUAUUUUUUAUGAAUGGACAGCUAAUAUGUUCUCAUUUUUAACAGUCAAUGAAGUGUAUACCUAAAUUUGUCUAAAACUUUGGUAGGGCAUGAUCAACUCAACAUUUUAGCUAAUACUCAUGUCUAUAGCUAAAAUGUUACAUGAUAUCACUUUAUUCAAACUUUAAAUCUCAAACAUAUCACAAAAACACAGCAUACUCAGAAACAAAGGUGCCAAUCAGCAGCUUUUCAUAGAAUGUAUAACACUUGUCACACAGCCCUUGCAAACAUCUAGAUAGAUAAACUUGAGAUAUAACAAUAAAAUAUAAAGAGGUGCAGCCUCCAAAAAGGAAAGUGAUUUACUGCACACAUUCUUAUGACUAACUAGUCUUUUAGUACUGCCUGCACAAGAUACCGCAAGAAUCACCUCACACCAUCAUUAGUUAAAACAUUUUGCUAACAUGCAAAACCAAAAGAAACACAGGACUAGCCUUUGUAACUUUGCUCAACUCUGGAAACCAGUCAAUCAAUCUUAAUGUUUUGGAAACACUCGAAUAAGAAAAAAAAAAAAAUGCCUUAGCAUAACAUUAAAGGGAGUCAAUGAACUAUUAUACUAAGGCCACUACCACUAAUCUGAUGUCGCUUGAAAGCGCAUUCAUUUUUGCUAUGUUGACGACUCUCUUCCAGACUAGACCGAGGUUGUCCUACACCAAAAACAGAGCAUUUCGAAAAUGCUCUCAACUACCACUACCAAAACUCUCAAUUACUGCAUGCUUUGGAAAAUUAUGAAGUUAGAACACUUAAGAGAUUGUGGAGGCCACGUCCACACUAAUAUGUUUAUGUCUAAUAUGUUUUGGGUAUUGACCCGUGACCCAAAGACAUGACGGUUUACCACCACUCUUUUAAAUCCAGCGUUUUGAAUGUGACGUAAUGUGAUUUUGGGAUUGUAGCAGCCAAUAAUGUAAUAACUACUGUUAAUGUAAUAACUGCCAAUAAUGUAAUACAUUAUUAUUAUUUUUUUAACCCAGCCAAUAAUGUAAGAACUUAUUACAUUAUGGGCAAAAAGUUAUUACGUUAUUGGUUCAGAAAUGUUAUUACAUUAUUGGUAAGUUAUUACAUUAUUGACUUUUAUUACAUUAAGAAUGGAAAAUGUAUUACGUUAUUGGCAGUUAUUACAUUAACGGUAGUUAUUACAUUAUUGGCUGCUACAGGGAUCGCAAAGUGUCCAGUCGUUCCGCACUUCAGAAUCUCGCCGGAAAUAGUAGGUCAUCCUGGUAUUUCUCGCUCACUGUUUUAUGAAUACUGAGGAUUAGGACAUACUACUCCAUUGGCAUACUGUUUUCGGCAUACUACAUGUGGUGAGCCUCUGUCACUGGCAAUAGUGUCGCCCUGGGCAACAGUAAACACACACAAUACACUGGUGGAGAUGGCAUAAUUACCCACAGCUGAGGUUCAUCAGUAGCUAAUCGGGAGGACCAUAUAAAAGGAGUGAAAACCACACAAGCACUGACUCCAGUCACUAACCUGACUGCUUCUCUGUCUUCUUCUAGGAUCAGACUAAGCUGCCCGUUACAACAGCCUUUGUUGUGAACUUCACUCAAGACCAACUCACCCACUGUCCUCAGCCUUUGCCUCUUCACUUCCUUCACAAAUUCCCUACUCUUCAACGGAGCUCCUCUCACAGACUCUCCCUACUCACCUUCCCUUCAUAAUUCCUUAAAUAAACACACCCUCCCGGGGCAAAUUGUGCAGAUCCUCUGUCUGUGUCUCGUCACUUCACUACACUGCUGGAGAAUGCAGGCAAGUUGACAAGCCAUGCAAUAGCCGUAAGAAACUGAGCUUGAAUGAGCAAAAAAAAAAACAUUGCAGAAGUAGUGACUUCUGACCUCACGGUGGCAGCACAUGUGAGACACUCUGGAGAGAUAUCCUUCACUUUCCCUCAUUGGGGUUUUUCAGGGUGACAGGCGCCGGAGGGUACUCAGAAGUAGGAGGGCCGGGCUUCGGCAAACAGAUCAGACAAACCAAUGCCCACUAAUCCACGAGUCCUGGAAGCACCUGCAUGGCUGGUCAGCUGUGUAGUCCAUAAUGAUACACCAACAAAAGCAGUUACAGAACAUGUUUAAACGGUCGGAAAACAUUGGCCAUGCUGGAUUCGGGCAGUGCAUUUAGCCUCGUACAGCCUGAGGUCCUUCCUCUGUCAACACCUGUGAAAGGAAAGCUACCAAUUACUUGUGUCCACGGAGAUAGCAUGUAGGUGCCAGCCAUGUCAGUAUUGAUAUCUGACAGACAGGGUUCCUGAACGAUCGAUGUAGGCAUCAUGGAAGGUCUUCCAGUACCUCUCCUGCUGGGCCGGGAUUGGCUAGGGUUCAAACAACUGUUUGACAGAAAGCAAAGUAACAAACCAUAUAUGGUACGACCCACUAGGAAGAAGAGACAGACGAAAAGCCCAGUCCACCUAGCCAUGGAGACCGAAAGAGAGGGUCAAACUGUGAUAACCUAAAUGUGCUUUCACAAUUGUUUCAGUCUGUAUCCACAGGUGGGCCUUUCAGGAAAGAACAGAAAGAUGACGACGUUCUGUAACACUGCUGGGUGAGCCUCUGUCACUGGCAAUAGUGUCGCACUGGGCAACAGUAAACACACAAUACACCGGUGGAGAUGGCAUAAUUACCCACAGCUGAGGUUCGAGGACCAUAUAAAAGGAGUGAAAACCACACAAGCACUGACUCCAGUCACUAACCUGACUGCUUCUCUGUCUUUUUCUAGGAUCAGACUAAGCUGCCCGUUACAACAGCCGUUGUUGCUAACUUCACUCAGGACCCACUCACCUCCUGUCCCCAGGCUUUGCCUCUUCACUUCCUUCACAAAUUCCCUACUCUUCAACGGAGCUCCUUUCACAGACUCUCCCUACUCACUUUCCCUUCAUAAUUCCUUAAAUAAACAUGCCCUCCCGGGAAAAAUUGUGCAGAUCCUCUGUCUGUCUCGUCACUCCGCUACAUACAGUAUAUAGUAGGGAAGUAUAGAUAUUCAGACGCAGUGUUGGACAACAUUUUCCUCCACAGAAAAUCUUCGAAAAUGCUCUACAGAACCACAUACUUCGCCAAAAAGAUUACGUUAGGAAACCGAAAACUGAGUUUUCAAAUGAAAACGAAUAAGUGUGGAUGUGGCCAAAGGGGAAAGUUAGUUUUUGGAAAUGGUUGUUUGUACUGUAGGUCUACUGGAUGUUCCUUGAUACUCUAGUGAGGCGUUUAAGGAAUGUUCAGCUUUAGCACCCAAGUUAAACUUUAUCUAAAGUGUCUGUGACAUGCUAUUGAUUGCCACAGAAAACAAUUUCUACUAGUCCCUCAGUCAGUAAUGCACUUACAAUGGAAGUCUAUGGAGCCAGAGGAUUUGAAAGCAGAGAGCUUGUGUUUUUUGUUAAAACACAAUUAUUCAGUAAAAAAAGUUUCUUAUUUGAUACAUAAAGCUGCAAAAACCAUCCAAGUGGAGGGACAACUUUUCUAGGUGGAGGAACUUCUGACUAUGCAUUACUGAUGUAAUUCCUGAGAGUGGAGUUUACUAUAUGUAAACAGUGCUUCGCAAAUAUUACAUCAUGUCCUUUAAUGGUUAUGGAUUUACAUGGUCUUGGCAUGAAUUGAAAUAUUACAUAUAUAUUUUGCACAGACUUGGUAAGUGACUCUAUCACACUAGUUUCAUGUGAACAUGUUUAAAGAUUAAGUCUUGGGGCUAUACUUAAGAAAAAAAAUUGAGAACUGUGAAUUUUAAUAAGUGAUAAACCGAUAUAUCGGCCAAGCCGAUUAAUACGAAUUAUAACGCCCCUGCUCUCUAGAUAUCGCGAUCACACAUUUAAAAUACCAUAUGGUCGACCACUCAUUUUAACAUUUAUUACAGUGCUCAAAUGUUGCCCAUUUACUUCCAUUGUAUAUGUAUUACUAAUAACACGUUUU